AUGGCGGGUCCCAGCCUGAACGGGGAGAACAGGGAGGUACUCAGCCUGGAAGGGGCAGGAGGCCCCGGACGAGAUGAGCUCGCUACGGUCGCCCCGUCGGGGGACGAAGGACCGCGCGGUGGCGGCGACUCUGCGCUACCCCGCCGGCAAGGGGGCCGGCAAGCUGCCGGCCUCCGCCGGGGGGGCUCCGUCGGCCCCCACGGCCCCCUUGGCCCUGCGGGCGGGUCCUCGCCUCCUGGCCAGCGUGCACCUCCAGAAACUCAACUGCCGGCACCGCCCCGCGGGGAGGGUCCGGCAACCCCGGAGCCGGGCUCGCUGCCCGGCUGGGGCGCGGGGAGCCGUCCCCCGACGCUGGCCGUCGGCCCCGGCAUCAUCGACUCGGACACGCCAGACGAGGAGGUGCUGCGGGCGCUGGUACUGGAGCUUAGCCUCGACGCGGCGGGCGAGCUGCCGGAGCUGUGGCUCAGCCACCACGAGUUCGACUUGCCCGCGGACCUGCCGGCCGGCUGCUGA
Messenger RNA from Chroicocephalus ridibundus (black-headed gull), 513 nucleotides. RefSeq names its product cbp/p300-interacting transactivator 1-like. Lineage: Eukaryota; Metazoa; Chordata; Aves; Charadriiformes; Laridae. Gene Ontology annotation, cellular component: nucleus. The record is from RefSeq and is a predicted model, not a curated record. Gene Ontology annotation, molecular function: transcription coactivator activity. Gene Ontology annotation, biological process: regulation of DNA-templated transcription. Bases 1 to 513 code for a protein of 170 amino acids. The transcript has 2 exons.